GCAGGCAACUUUCUUGCGAUAGCCUUCCGCUGGGUGACCUAGUGCUCGUAUUUAUCCUUCACUUUGAAGAUUACGCUUUCCGAAAAUCGGAAGCAGGUGAUUUUCGUGCUCGAGAAUUGACAAAAGAUCAAACUCGUCUUUCCCCGCUUAUCGGCAAACACCUCCAGAUCUGAAAGGCGUUUGAAAUCGGACACCGCUGGCGUUGAGGCCCUGACUUUUUUUUUUUUUUUUUUUUUUUUUUUUUUUUGCGCGGACGGAUACGUUGUUACGUCUGACAAUGUGGACGGAGGUGGUGAAGAUGUCUACGAGAAGAAUGAAAUCAUCUCUGUAGUAACAAGCGAGAAAGGAAGACGCGAGAUUAGUUACUAUAACAGAAUUGUUCGCGCGUCGUCUUGUUACAUUGUGGCGCACACGUGGGCGCUGCGUGGAGAAAAGGCAGACUUCCCGGGGACAAAAGAAAGACAUCCACUGGGCUCCAAUGCGUUUCGUGCACUGAGGUCGAAAUUCUCUUGAAGUUUUAUGUUUUUCCCCCCUUCGAGUCUCCGCUUUUCUUUUUAUACUGUUGGAUAUCAGCCGCACGGAGAGGAGAGGGUUUGUUAGAGACUGAAGGGUAUGAGCGAGCAGCAGCAAAGAAUGGCUGCAGUGGAAACUGACAAGGAACUCAGCGACCUCCUGGAUUUCAGCGCGAUGUUUGCGCCUCCAGUAGCCAAUGGGAAGAACAGGACAAUGACAUUGGCCAGCACUCAUUUUGCUGGCUCAGCAAUAGACGAGCGCAGUGGCUCUGGGUCUUGGGGCUCCACAGAACAGAACAGUCCCUCGUUCACCCAAGGACGGAACUUUGGAGAUGGAUCCCACUUCAGUGAACAUGAAAGCUUGCCCUCUCAGUUCAGUUCAGGGAUUGCAGGUAAAAACGAGAGGCCACCGUACACUCCCUUUGGCCAGCCUGGUUUAUUUCCAAGUGACAUAGCCAUGCCCAGCCCAGAUGCGUUGUCUCCCUCUGGCAUAAAGUCAGGCUCUCAGUUUUAUCCGUCAUAUCCCGCCAACCCCAGGAGAAGGCCGCCUGAAGGAAGCUUAGAGACCCAGCCAAAGAAGAUUCGGAAACCCCCGGGCCUGCCGUCCUCGGUAUAUGCCCCUACAUCUGGAGAGGAGUUUGCCAGGGACAACGGAGGAUACCCUGGUGCCAAACCCGGCACCGUCUACCCGGGCUCUUUCUACAUGCAAGAAGACCCCUGGUCAUCUGGCUAUUCUGGGAUGUUGGGUAACUCUCCUCACAUCGGACAGCCAGGCUCCUUCCCUGCAAUCAACCCACAGGACAGAAUGAACUACACUCUGCCCGGCAGCGAGGUCAACGGCUUCCACUCGGCCCCCACCACCUACAACCACACGCCCACCAUCAACGGGGAAGGCAUCAUGGCCAGCAGAGGCACAACAGCGAGCAGCUCGGGAGAUGAGAUUGGGAAAGCUCUCGCUUCAAUUUACCCAUCGGACCACAACAGUAAUAAUUUCUCCUCGGCUCCUUCCACUCCCGGAUCUCCCCAGGCCAUCCCAGGAGCUCAGUCCCAGUGGCAAAGACCAACCACACCCAACUACGAAGGGCAACCACACGCACUGCAGAAUAAAAUGGAGGACCACUUGGAAGAGGCCAUCCAUGUGCUGCGUAGUCAUGCUGUGGGCCAGAGCCCAGCAUUAGAAGGCGCUCACUCUGACAUGCACAGCCUGCUGUCCUCGGUGCACAACGGGGGCCUUGGAGGCCUCUCCCCAGCUUUCCCCAAUGCCAGCCUUGCUCUCAGCAACAGACAUCCUGCUUUGCAGGGAGGGAAACAUGAGGAGCCCACAGGACUUCCUCCCAGCAGCACUCUCCUGCACGGCCAUCACGCCACCGGACCCACACCGUCCGUUGGCCAACCAGAAGGCUUCACUAGUCUCCCCGGUGGUUUGGCCCGGUCAGCUCACUCUUCCAGCAGCUCAGACAUCAAAAGAGAAGACAAAGAGGACGAUGAAAACUCAUCCGUUGCAGACAAGUCAGAGGACGAAAAGAAGGACUCCAAGGCAGCGCGUAAUCGAACAAGAAAGGAGGCGUUGACCCUCCAGAUGCUCUCUGGCCUAUCAGACCAGUUAGAUGACAGUCCGGACAACGAGGACGACGAGGACGUCCCCCCCGAGGUGAAGAUGGAGCGGGAGAGGGAACGGCGAGUGGCCAACAACGCCCGGGAGCGUCUCAGGGUGCGGGACAUCAACGAGGCUUUCAAGGAGCUCGGGAGGAUGUGCCAGCUGCACCUCAGCCACGACAAACCUCAGACCAAACUCCUCAUCCUUCAUCAAGCGGUCAACGUCAUCCUCAAUUUAGAACAACAAGUCAGAGAGCGCAACCUCAACCCUAAGGCAGCGUGUUUAAAAAGGCGUGAGGAAGAGAAGGUUUCUGGGGUGGUGGGAGAGGCACCCAUGCAGCUCCCAGGAGGCCACCCAAGCAUGGGAGGAGACGGACACAAUCCAGUUGGCCACAUGUAACUCCAGAUCUGGUGUUUUCCUGGCUGUCAGAGGAUGUGGCCUUAACAGAUUUCUUCCACCCAUUAUUCUCAGUGUGUGUGUGCGUGUGUGUGCGUGUAUAUAUGUGGACAUGUCUGUGUAUUGUCCGUUCAAGUUUCAUAAUGCACAUUCACACAUUCACAUGCAUACAGCCAAAACUGACACAAUCUGUUUUUCGCACUCCCAGCCAUGACUACAAGCUCAAAUGUGAAGAACUUCUUUGUUUAGUUUUUUUUGUUUGUUUGUUUGAAGUUUUGGUUUGUUUUAUACGUGUAAUAUUUUUAUUUUCUUUCUUGGUUUCCAACAUAAUUUGAACACCAGAGUACUUUUUGUCCUUUCAACACUUUGGGACUACACACACUGCCAAGAGGUGCUCUGGUGGAGGAAUAAAAAGGAGACCUAUACAAACACAAAUUAAAUCAAGGAUUUGUGCCUAAUUGUUACAUGUUUUCUAUUUGACAUUAAGGCAAAUUGCUUUACAUGUGAGGAACAUUUGUGAGGGAUUGCUUAUGUGUAUGAGCAGUUAUUAUACAUUUUUUUUUUAUUGUAUGUCAUUCCCAGCGUGAUGGUACAGUCUUACAUAUGUUAUGUAACUCACAGCUGGAGCUGAACUGUCAAAAUUCAGUCACUUUUCCUGGAGCGUGUGGAGAGUAGGCCCCCGUGUUUUGACAUUUCAAAUGCAGCUUACCUGAAAGAUGGGAAGUCCGACCAGACGUGGUCUCAACCCCCCCCCCCCCCCCUCCUCACCCCCCCGAGGCAUCUGGAGGCUUGGACUCAAGAGACUUCUUCCUUGAAAGUUUUUGAAUCAUCCAAGUGAAAGAAUCGGUCAACAAAAACAAACAAACAAAAAAAAAAAACUGUUCUUCCCGCUUUGUUGACCGGGCGUUCUCGCGUUUCUCCAGGAAGGCCUCUUGUCACGCAUUCAGGUUUUUGUCCUGCUUUGUGUUGUGAAGCAUACGCGGACGAGACGGCGCACAGUUGUACCCGAUUCAGGCUCAACCCGCGUCCCGUUUCAGUCCCUGAAAGUCUUGUAUUAAAGCCAUCCAAAUCACCUGUAAGCGACCAGCACCGAUUUUUUUUUUUUUCUUCUUUUUUUGUGCUGCUCCUUCCUCGACAUGGUGUACUGACAGUGCCAGCAGACUCGAGUCUUUCCCCCACCCCCCUUUUAUUCAUGUACUUUAAAGGCAAACAAAUCCAGGAGGGAUUUUUUUUUUCUUUCUUUCUCGCAGACGAGCCUUUUUGUGUAAUUCCUAAACGAGCAUUCCCGCUGAAUUACGAACCCUUCACCUUCCUCCCGACCGUCAGCGUGUUCUCCCCUUUCUUACUGAGAGAAGUGCGACCUGUAAAUUCACUUCAUACAUUAUUCUGUUUCAUUUUUCAAAGGUAAAUAUAUAUAAAAAUAUAUAUUUUUUGUUAGUCUAUACAUUGUAGAUUUUUUACAUAAAUGGCAAUAUUAGUUUGAAGUUUAGAGUGUAUUGUAGAUGAGCUGUAUAAGGGGAUAUUUAACAUUUAAAUGAUUUUUCAAAAUGAAAUUUGAAAUUAAAACUGGGAUGUCGGGGAAAAGGAUCGACAGAUGAUAAAUGAAAGUGUUUGUAAAUCCUUUUUUUUAAUUAUUCCAGUUUUAGUUCAAAGGCACAUGAUUAACUAAGUUGAAUGCCUUCUUUUCCAUUUGGGCAUAUCCGGACAGAGUUGGUGCCACAGUCGUGUGACGAAACAUCAGAAGGGAUUUCUUUUCUUUUUCAUUUUUUUUUUUUUGUUUUUUUUCUUUUCAUGUCUCCAACAGUAAUUAUUAUGCAACUGGUUUUUGAAUGUAGCUACCAUGCUAAAUGUGGAUUUGCCUUCAUUUUCAAAGUGGUUUCUGGAUUUGUUAGCACAUUGUAAUAAAUUUCUUUUCACAAUUUUUUUUUUUUUUUUUUUUUUUUUUAAUGUCUGCCCUUAAACCAAGUAAGGCUCAGUGUCUAAAGGCAGAUGUCUGGAUUUGGGUGUAAGGUAAUGGCUAUUAUUAAGAACAAAACAGUGUUAUUGUGAUGUUAUUCCCAUGUCAUGUUAAUUAUUUCUUUUUUUUUUUUUUUUUUUUUUUUUUUUUUUUUACCAACGUGUAAUCAUAAGUGGGAGGUAGAACAUUUUGUGUGUUUCAUUUCUACAAAAAAGGAAAAAAAUAAGAAAAAAAGACAUAUACAAAUCAAUAGUGUGGCCUUUUCAUUCUCAAGACUUAAGAUGUCACGAUGGGAGAGUGAUGCCUUAUCAGUGCCUGAACUUGUAUUUUUUUUUUUUCCAUUCAAGACAGUUUUAUGUUGUGUACCAUAUCAUUUCAUUUAUCUUGGAGAUUAAAGAGGUACUUGUUCAUUCCCCUCCCCCCCAUCCUCCCUUUUCUCCAAAUGUUUGUUUUUUUUUUUUUUCAAUUUUUGAGGAAGAAGUUUAAAUGGUAUAAAGAGAUUUUUCUUUCAGUGUACCUAGUUAAAUAAAUAAAUGUUAAGCAGAUCUUGUUUAGUUUAUUUCUUUUUCUCUGCUUUCUGUUCAACUGGAUUACACUGUCAAACUGCUGUUUUCAUUAAGGCCACUUGUCCUGAUAAAGGGUCUCCCUGUUAUUACAAAAUUCACAUGACAAGGUUUAAAAAAAAAAGAAACAACUGCAUUUUCCUCUGAGCGAUUAUCAGCGUAGACUUGUUUUGGGUGUGUUGCUUCAAUUACAAUGUAGACAGGGAGUUUUUGUUCCUGCGUUAGCUGAAUAAGAGCAUUUUUAAACUUGUUUUGCAGUGGCUUUCAGUAUGUGUAAACAGUAGUUAUCAUUGUCAGACCUGAACUUAAUUAUUUUAUUUUUUACAUUUUUUUUAUGUUUUAUUUUCAUAGCUUUGACAUUGAGAGAUUUAUCAGAUUGACUUUUACAAAACUGGUAGGUGUACUGGAUAUCUGAGAUUUGUUCAAAGAAACAUGUCUAAAUGUUUAUAUUUGUGUCCAAAUGACAUGCCUAAAUUGUGUAGUCGCACAAAUUUCACUCGUUUCUUCAGAAGCUUGUAAAGUUUUGGCUUCCCUUAACAACAGUGAACACUGAUUUUUCUAUAAAAACAAAACAUUUUCAGGUUUUUAUUGACAUUACUCGGCCGAACUAAAAAGGGAUGCGACCAAUGAGUGUUAAAUACAUUUACAGAGUUUGUAAUUCUGGGUUGAGGACAGUGUUGACUUCUUUCUGACUCGAUCUCUCUUCUAUUUACAUACAAAUAGUUGAGAUUUGUCCUGUAUAUAACAUUAAUGUAGCAAUAAAUGUGCCAUUUUUAACUACAGAUUAUACCUUUUACAAUGUCUGGCUUUUGAAUAUUGUAUACAUUUAAAAAAAAUAAAUAAAAGGAGUCUUUUUAAUAAAAGAA
This is a messenger RNA of Fundulus heteroclitus (mummichog), 5891 nucleotides long. RefSeq names its product transcription factor 3b (gene tcf3b). Gene Ontology annotation, biological process: regulation of transcription by RNA polymerase II. Gene Ontology annotation, cellular component: transcription regulator complex. NCBI's taxonomy places the organism in Eukaryota, Metazoa, Chordata, Actinopteri, Cyprinodontiformes, Fundulidae. Gene Ontology annotation, molecular function: protein dimerization activity; RNA polymerase II cis-regulatory region sequence-specific DNA binding; DNA-binding transcription factor activity, RNA polymerase II-specific. The coding region runs from base 613 to 2508 and encodes 631 amino acids. The record is from RefSeq and is a predicted model, not a curated record. The transcript is spliced from 21 exons.